Molecule: messenger RNA, 7267 nt
Organism: Trichogramma pretiosum
Lineage: Eukaryota; Metazoa; Arthropoda; Insecta; Hymenoptera; Trichogrammatidae
Gene: Mi-2
Product: chromodomain-helicase-DNA-binding protein Mi-2 homolog
Exons: 10
Coding region: 726-6725 (1999 amino acids)
Biological process (GO): negative regulation of transcription by RNA polymerase II; chromatin remodeling
Cellular component (GO): nucleus; chromatin
Molecular function (GO): ATP hydrolysis activity; ATP-dependent chromatin remodeler activity; DNA binding
Source: RefSeq, a predicted model, not a curated record
CGUGUAUGCCGAGCGAGGCAAAAGCAACGCCACCGACGAGAGCCGCAGACUGCACGACACACACACAGACGUACUUACUUACUUACACAUAUAUUGUAGAGAGAGACAGAGGAGUGUAUAUAGCUUCGCUGCGCGCCAGUAGAGUUUGGUACACGGUACUGGUGAGAUACUCUCUUGUACUGUGCUCUACCUUACGACACGAUCCAACGACUCAUUACCCAACAUUGUUAUUACAGUAUCGUUUCAACGAGUUUAAUUCCUGUGGUGUGUACGUUUCGAAGCUACCAACAUUGAAGGCUCGUUUUAUUUGACUAUCAAUCGCAAUCGUCGUCGUCACCGUGUUGUUUAUGCGGCGCGCGAGCUCCUAUUCUGCUGCUGCUGCCGCCGCCGCCGCCGCCGAUACACUUUAAUUUCGUCGUCUGCCCGCGCAUCGUAGCGCUGGCAUAGGACACAGUGUCAGCAUCGCAUUGUAAAAGCGUCUCUCGUAGUCUCGCAGUGCCGUAGCAGCGGCCAAGCAGCAUCGACAAGUGUGUACGUGUGGCCCCUGGCCAGUGUAACUGCGUGUGCGUGUCUCUUGUGCAUAUCAGUGUUGUUGAGCGCGGUGUAGACGCGUGCCUUCCGUUGAUGCCAAUUGUUGCUGAAACCACUGCUUCUACUGUUGCCACCGCUGCCGCUGACCUUGCCCUCGGCAAGUACCUACUACUGGACCUGUGAGCCAGAUCGACAUGGCGUCCGACGAGGAAGUUGACGAGAGCUUCGCUGGAGAAGAUGAAGUUGAAGAAAGUGGUGCACAAGUUGCUGGAGCUCAUGUAGAAGGAUCAACCGACGCGGAAGAAAAUCCUAGACCGGAGGAAGACGAUGACUAUGAGCCUGAGGAGCGCAAGAAGAAGAAGGGUAAAAAACGAAAGGGCCGAAGCGAAGACAAAAGGGGCAAGAAGAAGAAGAAAAAGAAAAAGUCUGAUUCUGGCGAUGAAAGCGAUUAUGGUGGCGGUGCGGUUGCGCCAGGCGCUGACGCUGACAUGGAUGUCGAUGACAGCGACUACACGUCCAACCGUAAGAGUCGCAAAUCGUCUUCACGCAAGUCGAAUCACGGCGCCGCCCCCUCUACUCCUGCGGCCUCGACCCAGAGCCAAGAGCCUUCUACCGGUAUGCCGACCGUCGACGAAGUUUGCAACACUUUUGGGCUUCAAGAUGUGCCGAUUGAGUACACCGAUGCCGAUUUCCAAAAUCUCACAACCUACAAGCUGUUUCAACAGCAUGUCCGACCACUUUUAUCUAAGGAAAAUCCCAAGGUGCCUAUUUCCAAGCUUAUGAUGCUGGUCGCCGCCAAAUGGCGCGAUUUCUCCGAAAUGAAUCCACACACCCAACCGGAGGUUGACGUUUCGACGCAAUCCGUCGACGAAGAUAGAAAUUCCAGAUCGAAUCGCAGUGCAAUGGUUCAAGAAGACGAGGAAGACGAAGAAGAUGACGACAGCGAUCGCAAGAAAAAAUCGCGCAGCUCAAGGAUGAAGAAAGGCAAGAAAGCUUCAAAAGUUCCUACUCUCAAGAUCAAGCUGGGAAAACGUAGACGCGGUAGUUCCGACGAUGAAGUCGAAGGUAGCGGACAAGGUUCGGACCGAGAUUCCGACAUGGAGUUUGAACAAAUGUUGGCCGAUGCCGAGGACGUACCCCCAGAGAACGACGCCAAAAGCAACGAGGCCAAUAAUGAAGCACCCGUGGAUCCACCGCCACGUAAGAAGGCCAAAACCAAAUUUGGUAACAAAAGCAAAAAGAAGAAGAGCAAAAAGGCCGCAUCGAAAUUCCCUGACGGCGAAACCGACCACCAGGACUACUGCGAAGUUUGCCAACAAGGAGGUGAAAUCAUACUCUGCGAUACUUGUCCGAGAGCUUAUCACCUUGUUUGCCUCGAGCCUGAACUCGAAGAGACACCCGAAGGCAAAUGGAGCUGUCCCCAUUGUGAAAAUGAAGGUGCCGCCGACGAUGACGACGAGCACAUGGAAUUCUGUAGAGUGUGCAAAGACGGUGGCGAACUGCUUUGUUGCGACAGUUGUACGAGCGCCUAUCACACGCACUGUCUGAACCCUCCCCUUGACGACAUCCCUGACGGCGAUUGGAAAUGUCCACGUUGCUCCUGUCCACCCCUGUUCGGAAAAGUUGCCAAAAUUCUCACUUGGCGCUGGAAAGAAGAAGAGGACACCCCCGCCGACGGUGAAGAACCCUCCACGUCCAAGGCCAAUAAUUCGAAAAAACGUCGAGUCCGCGAGUUCUUCGUUAAAUGGGUCGAUCGUUCUUAUUGGGAUUGUGACUGGGUCACCGAGUUGCAGUUGGAUGUGUUCCACCCUCUCAUGUUCCGCAAUUACUCUCGUAAGUACGACAUGGAUGAGCCGCCCAAACUAGAGGAACCUCUCGACGAAAGCGACUCUCGCGUCAAGCGCAUUAAGGACAAAGACAAGCAACACUCAACGAAGCGCGAAGAUUACAAUCUUGAGGAGCGUUUCUAUCGCUACGGCGUCCGCCCCGAAUGGUUGGUUGUCCACCGAAUAAUAAAUCACAGACUGCAGCGAGACGGUCGCGCAAUGUAUCUUGUAAAGUGGCGUGAUCUUGGUUACGAUCAGUCUACAUGGGAAGAUGAACACGCCGACAUUCCAGGAUUAAAGAUCGCUAUCGAGUACUAUCUCGAUCUAAGGGCAGCCAACAGCGCGGAUGGACCCACGAGAAAGGGGAAGAAGGGCAAAGGCAAAAAAUCAAAAACGAAAGAACUCAUGGAAGAUGACGAUCGUGUCCCUAGAAGGUAUACCCCUCCACCAGAAAAACCCACAACAGAUCUCAGAAAGAAAAUGGAAAGACAACCAGAAUACCUCGACGUAACUGGCAUGCAGCUUCACCCCUACCAGCUCGAGGGUUUGAACUGGCUCAGGUAUUCUUGGUCACAAGGAACAGAUACUAUUCUUGCUGAUGAGAUGGGUCUCGGUAAAACAAUCCAGACCAUUACAUUUUUGUACUCUUUGUACAAAGAGGGUCACUGCAAAGGACCUUUCCUCGUUUCUGUACCACUUUCGACCAUCAUCAAUUGGGAGAGAGAAUUCGAAACUUGGGCUCCUGACUUCUACUGUGUCACUUAUGUCGGUGACAAAGACAGUCGUAUGGUAAUUCGCGAGAACGAGUUGUCUUUCGAAGAAGGCGCCGUUCGAGGUAGCCGUGCGUCAAAGAUCCGAUCGUCGUCUAUCAAAUUCAACGUUCUACUCACCAGCUACGAGUUAAUCUCCAUCGACUCAGCUUGUUUGGGCUCGAUCGACUGGGCAGUCCUCGUUGUCGACGAAGCUCAUCGUUUGAAAUCCAAUCAAAGCAAAUUCUUCAGGUUGCUGGCCUCAUACAACAUCGCAUACAAGCUGUUGCUUACCGGCACACCUUUACAGAACAAUUUAGAAGAAUUAUUCCAUUUGUUAAACUUCUUGUGUCGUGACAAAUUUAACGAUCUAUCAGCUUUCCAAAACGAGUUCGCUGAUAUAUCAAAAGAAGACCAAGUCAAAAAGUUGCACGAAAUGUUGGGCCCUCACAUGUUGCGUCGUUUAAAGGCUGAUGUACUGAAGAACAUGCCUAGCAAAUCUGAAUUUAUUGUGCGUGUCGAGUUAUCACCGAUGCAAAAGAAAUAUUACAAAUAUAUUUUAACGCGCAAUUUUGAAGCUCUCAAUCCUAAGGGUGGUGGCCAACAAGUAUCGCUACUUAAUAUCAUGAUGGACUUGAAAAAAUGCUGUAACCAUCCGUAUUUGUUCCCGGCUGCUUCACAAGAGGCUCCAACUGGGCCUAAUGGAAAUUAUGAGGUCGGAGCUCUCAUCAAAGCUGCAGGAAAACUAGUUUUACUCAGCAAAAUGUUGAGAAAGUUGCGCGAUGAUGGCCAUCGUGUACUGAUCUUCUCUCAAAUGACAAAAAUGUUAGAUCUACUUGAAGAUUAUCUAGAAGGAGAAGGAUAUAAGUAUGAGAGAAUCGAUGGUAAUAUUACAGGUACUCAAAGGCAAGAGGCCAUCGAUAGAUUUAAUGCACCUGGUGCUCAACAAUUUGUAUUUUUGCUGUCUACUAGGGCUGGUGGUCUAGGUAUCAAUUUGGCCACAGCCGAUACUGUGAUAAUCUACGAUUCCGACUGGAAUCCACAUAACGACAUACAAGCUUUCUCUCGAGCCCAUCGUAUUGGUCAAGCUAAUAAAGUCAUGAUCUAUCGUUUUGUUACGCGAAAUUCAGUCGAAGAACGUGUAACACAAGUAGCUAAAAGAAAAAUGAUGUUGACUCAUUUGGUCGUAAGACCAGGAAUGGGUGGAAAGGGAGCGAAUUUCAGUAAACAAGAACUCGAUGAUAUUUUGCGGUUCGGAACCGAAGAACUUUUCAAGGAGGAAGAAGGCAAAGAAGAUGAGGCCAUUCACUAUGACGACAAGGCCGUUGCUGAACUCCUUGAUCGUAGCAAGGAAGGUAUCGAACAAAAAGAGAAUUGGGCGAACGAGUAUUUGAGCUCCUUCAAAGUAGCCUCGUAUCAAACCAAGGAAGGCGAAACCGAAGAGGAAGCUGAUACAGAAAUCAUCAAACAAGAGGCCGAAAACACUGACCCUGCCUACUGGAUCAAACUCCUGCGCCAUCACUACGAACAGCAACAAGAGGACAUCGCGAGAACUUUAGGCAAAGGCAAGCGUGUCAGGAAGCAGGUGAGCCGAUAUGUCAAUUACAACGAUGGAGCCGUUACUGGAGAUCAAGGCAGAAACGAUGAUCAACCUUGGCAAGACAAUAUGUCAGACUACAACAGCGAUUUCAGUGCUCCAAGCGACGAUGAUAAAGAAGACGACGACUUUGAUGAAAAAGGCGAUGGUGAUCUUCUCUCAAGACGCAGCAGACGUAGGCUGGAACGUCGCGAUGAGAAAGAUAGACCAUUACCUCCUCUACUUGCUAGAGUUAAUGGUAAUAUCGAAGUUCUUGGUUUCAACGCUCGUCAACGAAAAGCGUUCCUCAAUGCUAUCAUGCGCUACGGUAUGCCACCUCAAGAUGCUUUCAAUUCACAAUGGCUUGUACGUGAUCUCAGAGGAAAAUCUGAGAAAAACUUCAAAGCAUACGUAUCAUUGUUUAUGCGUCACUUGUGUGAACCUGGAGCGGAUAAUGCCGAAACCUUUGCCGAUGGCGUUCCCCGAGAGGGUUUGAGUCGCCAACACGUGCUUACACGCAUCGGUGUGAUGUCACUCAUACGUAAAAAGGUACAAGAAUUUGAACAUAUCAAUGGCUACUACUCCAUGCCAGAAAUGAUUCGCAAACCCGUGGAACCGGUCAAACCAGCAGAUGGGGCAGCUACAACAGCAGCAGCUACAGCUACACCAGCUGCGCCUGCUAAUGACGCCGGAGCUGCUACUGGCACAGCAAGUAGCACUACAACCCCAGCCACCUCUAAUGCACCAAGUCCCAGUCCUGCUGCAACACCGACACCAGCAGCCUCAAAAGAGGGCGAAAGCAAUGCCAAGGAUGGUGAAAAAGACAAAGAUGCUGCAAAUAGCACAGAAAAUAAUGACGAAAACAAAACUAAAGAUAAUGAAACUGUUAAAGAGGAUACAAAGAAUGAUGAAGAAAAUACGCCCCCUAAAAAAGAAGAGGAUGGUAAAGAUAAAAAAGUAGAGAACGCUGCAGAUGAAGGAAAAGAAACGACAGAGGCUGAAGUUAAUGAUAAAGAAGUUGAAAAGGUUGCGGAAGCAAAAAAAGAAAAUGAGCAGGUUGUUCCAGAAGAAACUGACACUAAACCUUCCAAAGAAGAAAAAGCUGCUGUUCUUGAAAAUGCCAACGCUAAGCCUAAAGCAGAAAACGUUGAAGACGAUGUAGUAAUUGUUAAAGAUGACGACGAGGAAGCUAACGACAAAAAAGAUGGCGAAAUCAAAAACAAAGACGCGAAAGACAAAGAAUCUGACACAGAAAAACCUGUGCGGAAAUUCAUGUUCAAUAUCGCUGAUGGCGGUUUCACUGAGUUACACACUCUCUGGUUAAACGAAGAGAAAGCUGCAUCACCUGGUCGUGAAUUUGAAAUUUGGCACAGGCGACAUGAUUAUUGGCUACUAGCUGGUAUUGUCACUCAUGGCUAUGGCCGUUGGCAGGAUAUCACGAAUGACAUCCGGUUUGCUGUCAUUAAUGAACCGUUCAAAAUGGACGUUGGCAAAGGAAAUUUCCUAGAAAUCAAAAACAAGUUUUUGGCCAGACGUUUCAAACUGCUCGAGCAAGCUCUUGUCAUCGAAGAGCAAUUGCGAAGGGCAGCUUAUCUCAAUCUUACUCAGGAUCCAAAUCACUCGGCGAUGGGAUUGAAUUCACGGUUUGCUGAAGUUGAAUGUCUAGCCGAGUCGCAUCAGCAUCUAAGUAAGGAGAGCCUCUCUGGCAACAAACCUGCUAAUGCAGUCCUACACAAGGUCCUUAAUCAACUGGAGGAACUGCUUUCGGAUAUGAAAUCGGAUGUCAGUAGACUACCAGCAACCUUGGCAAGAAUACCUCCAGUAGCUCAACGAUUACAAAUGUCAGAAAGGUCGAUUCUUAGUCGAUUAGCUACGACAACCUCUGGGGGAAAUAAUGCGCAAGCAGGACAAGCUGCGCUUUUAGCACAACAGUUCCCUGCUGGAUUUGUCGCUGGACAAAUACCAAGCACUUUUGCCGGUUCUGCCAACUUCGGAAACUUCAGGCCGAAUUAUUCAGUUCCCGGGCAACCACCUCAAGCUUAAGUGAAUCCAGGGACCGGUUUAGAUAUUAGUGUUUAUAAGAAGAAAAUGUUAAAACAAGUAUGCAUCGACUGAAAAAUUAGGGGCGUAUGCGUAUAUGUUAUUAAAGUAUGAAUGAGUAGUAUGCUGUGUAAUCUUAUUUUUCGUAAGUUACAAUCAUCUUCAGAUAAGCACAUUUUCUAGCUGGGUUCUCACUAGAUAAAAAUCGUCUUAUGGCGAACGCUCUUAAUGUUAAUUAAUAUUAAUAAUAAUCUUAAAAUUAACAAAUAAAUUAUAUAAAUAUAUAUAUAUAAAAUAAGAUAAUUCUAAAUUACAUCUUUCUGUAUUAUGUGGAUAAAUUCAAUGAACGGAGAGAAGUAAAACAUUUUUGUAUUGCAAGGUGUGGACAUGAAUUCAAAGUUUAAUGUUCCCUCAGUUAUUUGGAGCAGAACUCGAAACGUGCUCGCGUUUUUUGUAUUUAUGAAUGAUUACGCAUUACUUAAGUUUAUUUAAGAUAAAAUGUAUUUUUAUUUGAAUUUUAAGAUUAAACAAAAAUUUGUUCAAAA